Messenger RNA from Drosophila rhopaloa, 4278 nucleotides. RefSeq lists its product as uncharacterized. Gene Ontology annotation, molecular function: protein binding; endonuclease activity. The transcript has a single exon. The record is from RefSeq and is a predicted model, not a curated record. Lineage: Eukaryota; Metazoa; Arthropoda; Insecta; Diptera; Drosophilidae. The coding region runs from base 893 to 3004 and encodes 703 amino acids.
UUUUUAGAAUAAUUUUAGCUAAAGAUUUAGCAAUUCCUUUAAAAACUAUUACUAAUUGCUUAAGUCAAACUAAAGAAAACAAACUAAAAAAUUUGAAUAUUUCUGAAAACCACCUCAAGGAAAUUAAUUUAAAGAACAGUAAUUAAUUUCCCUAAGUGAUCCCAUUGUUGUUUUCAGUUUGUUUUUGUGAGAAUCAGCAGUGUUUUUGAGAUUGAUGUUUGUUUGAUAACUUGCAAUUGCUCAUUCAGGUUAAUUUUCGAAGCGAACGACCUCAAGUGCACUUUUGAAAUGCUGUAAAAAUGCAUGGUUUAUUUUCGAUGCGCCGUUCUAAAGAAAAUUGCUGUCCUCUUCGUUUAUUUUGGUUAAUCAUUGCGUUUGUUUACUAACAACGCGAAAACAAAAACAACUUCAAGUAGCAACAACAAACAAGAGACCUUAGCGCGCUAUCGCAUAACAAGGGGCCUGGUAACCUUGGGCCCCAUUUUAGCGACGUUACGCCUUUGGCGGGAACUAGUUUCGGUGUUAGGAGAGCAACACCAACAACACGUGUUGCGCUCACCGACCAAGCCGUUGUUGACGGCUUAUCGCUAAGAGCGUGCCUUCAAGCCAAUUAUGUGCCAAAAAUCAAAUGUAAUAAUUGCCAAAGCUCAACCGGUUUUGAAUCUGGCGCUCAGAAAAUACGGCCCGCCAAAAUACCAAUUAUCAACUGGAAUUUCAAACAUCUGGCACCUCUGCAAUGCGCUCGAAUAUGGCCACACUCGAAAAAUGCGGAAGCAGCAACAACAACAAAGCAAAAAAAAAAACAAAGGCGAGAAUUAAACUAUAAUUGACUGCAGUUUGCAAUUAGAGCGAGAGAGUGAAUGGGUAAAAAUCGAUACGCGCAGAACCGGCGAUGGAGCAGCGGGCCAACUUCCUGGCACUGACCCUCCUGGACGCCCUGGAGGACGAGAACGAGUCGGACAUAAUGUCGAUGCUGGAGCGGAACAGCAUAAACGCGGGCAUCGUGCCCUGCGAUCGGGGCCUGGCGCCCCUGCACUACGUGUGCGGCAUGCGGAACGGAGAGCUGGCCCAGCGCAUCCUGGAGCGGUUCCUCGAGUGCCCCGACCUCGAUGUGGACGCCCUGUGCGACGGCCAGACCACGGCGCUGCACAUCGCCAGCAUCUACGGGCGGGCUGAUCUGGUUGGGAUGCUGCUGGAGCGCGGCGCUCGGGCGGAUCUGGCCGACGAGGAGAACAAGCUGCCCGUGCACUACGCCAUCGAGGAGUGCCACUUCGAGGUGCUGCAGCUGCUGCGCGAUCACAUCUUCCGCCAGCGACAGCGCCAGAAGAAGCACAAAGAGCGAGUGGACGCACUCACGCCCAAUCAGCAGAGGUACAAUCAUGAUGUCACCUCGCCCUACUACAUCAACAUCACCCACAGGCGGCACCGGCCGCAGCCAAAGUUCCCAGAGCCAGCGGAGAUCGAGUGCGUCGAUCCUCCAACUCUGCCGGAUGAGGAGUCGGUCAACCUGUUCGCCCUGACCGAAGCCCAUCUCACGCAGCUCAUCCAGAGCCAGCGGGAGGACCAGCCGGCCGAUCCCGACCAGCCAAAGCGGCGCACUCUCAUAGAGAGCUGGCGCGAGAAGGUGGAACGCUCGCGGGCCCGCCAGUCCCUGUUCCACCAGUACAACGAGCAUGUGGAGGCGCUCGUCGAUGAGGCCAUUGGGCAGGAGGACUUCAGCUACGAGCAGCACCUGCAGCACCAGCUGCAGGGCGAGGCCAAUCCGAAGGGUCAAGCGGAGGACGCUCCCUGCUCGGGUCGCCAGGUGUUUGAAUUGCUGGUCGAGCAAGUGUCCCAGGCGGUGGUCGUGGAGCCCGAGCCGGAACCGGAUCACAGUUUCUUCACAGCACAGGGUGAGGAGGAGUCUGUGUCGGAGAAGUCUCCCCGCCAGGAUGAGUACUUCCUGCAAAUCAAGGAGGCCUACGUCCACACGGACGACGAGAAUGGCUUAGUUUUCUAUGAAGCAAAGUUCCUGCAGAAUAGCGACACUCGGCAGCCGACCGAACAAGCUCCCAAAGAGAAGAAACCCGACCUGGACAGCACCGCGAGCACGAAUCACACCCUGCCUCUGGACUACGAAACGGAUGCUCUGCGUCGGGAGUUGACCCAGUUGGGAGCUCCAGUGGGUCCCAUUACCAAGACGACCAAGCGGCUCUACAUCAAGCAGCUGAUCAAGUACAAGCGGAACACUGAGGCACUCCUGGCCGCCCAGAAGCACGCCCAGGAGGCGCAGAUCCGGUACUCGGUGGAGCUGCAUCGCACGCUCCGAUCCCCGGAGGACUUCGCCAGGAUCAGCGAUUACUUGCCGCAUGAGGCAGCCUCGGCCGCGCAUUUCGCCAAGUCCGGCAUGCCCAAGAAAAACCUGCGGGAGGGCCACCUCAAGCAGAGCUUCAUCUACAUGCUGAUCGACCCGCGCAUCUCGCGGAAUCUGCCCGGGGAGAGCGCUUUCCUCGAGAAGUUCGGUGUGUGGCAGCGCUUCCUCGACUCCAUUUUCUACGUGGGCAAGGGCAAGUCCUCGCGUCCGUACGCCCAUCUCUACGACGCCAUGCGCCAGCACACUCGCCUCCACCAAAAGCGGAACAAGGAGAAGACGAAGGGGGAACGUGGCGGUGGAUUUCGCGCCCUGCAGCCAGAGGUUUUUCGUUCGCCGCCGCCGGGGGAUGGCAAGAUGGGAAGCCGGAAGCUUGAGCGCAUCCUGGACAUUUGGCAGCAUGGCAGUGGAGUCGUCUGCCUGCACGUCUUCCACAACAUCUUACCCAUUGAUGCGUACACCCGCGAGGCGUCUAUAAUAGACGCCCUGGGUCUCACGCACCUCACCAACCUGAAGCGCGGGGAUUACUACGGGCCCGCCCAGUCGUGGACGAUGAAACAGAAGAAGCAGUUGGGCAUUGCGCUGCUCCUCAAGGCCAUGCACAUCUACCUGGCGGAGGGAGAGUCCCAGCUGUCGCCAAGCGACCUCCUCUGAGGGAGGGACCGAAGUUGGAUGGGACAGGUCCUGGCAAUAGGCACCAAGUACAAAGUGCAGCGGCGCAAUUCUAAAAUGUAAUGUUCAAAGCUCGAUCUCAAGAUUGUUUAUUGUAAAAACGCAACAAAAGAGGAUAGUGAAAAGCGGAAAAUGGAAAGCUGGAAAUGCAAAGUUUAAAAAAUAAGGAUGAAGGAGGAUUUACAAGCUGCUUUCAUCGAAAUAUUAGUUUUUAAAUGGCAUUGAAAUAUUUCGGUGGCUAGCCUUCAAUAUAUACACAUGUUAAUUCCAAACAAUAAAUAUAUACUAUUCAGGAGAAAAAAGGUUAUAUUAAUAGUUUUUGUUUUGGCCCAAAAAUAACUGUUAUGAUUAAUAGUUAAGGGUCUAUGUAGUUAAUAGUUAAGGGUCUAUACAAAUUAAACUUAUAUUGUGAAGGUUAUUUGUGUGGUAAAAAUGAAAUUGGUAAAAUAUUCGAUUUCGGCCCAAAUCCACCAAAUAAAUAUGAUUUCGUUCAUUAAUUUAUUUAUUAAUGCACAUGUGUAUUAUUCAUGCGUGGAAAUUACAUGUAUUUUUAAUUACAGUAUACAAUUUUCGUAAUUGUUAAAGCUGCAAUUAAUUAAGUAAAAUAGAUUUGAUAAUCAAUUAAGUAAAUUUAUUUUAGGUGGUUUUCCUAAAAGUAAAAAUCAUUGACCAAACCCUUUAAUUUGCUUGGACAACAUUUGGUUGUUUCCAUUUCGAAAGGAGUGAGAAAAAAAACCACCCUUAGGAAACACCCUCAAAUAAUUUUCGUGCAACAUUUCUCGAUUCUGCAUUAGCACCACUCGAAAUCACAAGUACAAGAGCAAUGGGAGCCUAAAAGCAUGCUGCACCUUUUGACCGGUUGCAAAGUCGUCGCUUGAGAAAUUUUUGCGUGCGUGUGCGCAUACAAUUCCCAACUGGUUCUAGCAGCGCCUGCAUGGAGUAGAUGUCGAAUGGCAGCGAACAGUUAUCUUUGCGCAGUGGCAAUACCGUAACCGAUGAAGUUCUACUGAGGUGCGGUUAUUGCUAGUUGAAAACUUUAACCAAUACCCCGCCAUGGGGACGUGAAAUACCGUCCACUACGGCAAUUUUUGGAAGCCCGAGAGGGCUAAUUCGAUAAUAAAUAUGACUUUGUAGUUGAUUAUAAUAAUUUUGGGCUAGUUGGCCAUGCAAAAUAUAGUCACAUUAAACGUGUGCAUAGAAUGUCGCUCACUGAAAAGAAACCAUCUACAUCUUUGAGUAAAAGAAAUCUUCGGUAA